AGCCAAUCAGGACACACCUCCUUCCGUACCCUCCCUGUCCCAUAGGCACUAUCAGACAGCUUCAAUGGAAGGAGAGUGCCAGGCAGGAGGCCUGGGAUAAGUUCGAAGAUGAUAAUUACAGCAUGGAUUAUGUACAUUCUUGUCCGGAAAGGUGUAGGACUGCCAUUCCCACAGAAGAUCAGUUCGGACAUUGAGGCUGUGGAAAGUGAGACUGUAUCUGUACUAGAGCAUUGGUUGAAAAAAACAGAAGAGGAGGCUUCUAAGGGCAUUAAGGAGAAGAUGUGCACCAAUGCCACUCCCUCUCAUGGCGAAGACGUGCAUGUGACCCGAGAUGUGGUGAAGCACCAACUCUCAAAGGCUGAUUUGUGUGCAAACUUGAGUCAGGACGUCCUGGAGGAGAGAACCAGAAUCCAGUUCAUAAGAUGGAGCCACACCCGCAUCUUCCAAGUGCCAGGCGAGGUGAUGGGCGAGGUCAUGCAAGAUCGGAUAGAGCAGGUGAGGCGAAGCUUAUCCCACCUGACCUGUGACUCAGCGCAGGACUCGGGUGUCAGAUCUAGCUCAGGUGUCAGAACUUCCUUCACAAGCUGCUAGGAGCACAGCUUGGAACCUUCAAGGUCAGAGGGACAGCCUGUGACAGAGGGAUGUGUGCCUCCAGUUUGACCUGAAGGGUGCAGACCCUGGCCCAGGGACUCCAGAGUGUGAGCCCUGUGGCAGAGGCAGCCCUAGAAUCUUCUUGCCCAACUGCUAAUAAAGAGAUCGCUAUUUGA
Messenger RNA from Cavia porcellus (domestic guinea pig), 767 nucleotides. It is a transcript of the gene Spata19, whose product is annotated as spermatogenesis associated 19. NCBI's taxonomy places the organism in Eukaryota, Metazoa, Chordata, Mammalia, Rodentia, Caviidae. The transcript has 7 exons. Gene Ontology annotation, cellular component: sperm midpiece. The record is from RefSeq and is a predicted model, not a curated record. The coding region runs from base 109 to 591 and encodes 160 amino acids.